AUGGCCGAACCAAUCCCACAAUGGGCUACGAACCUCUGUGAUCCAAACUAUGCCAAAAAAAUCAAGGUUGUAUCUUCCAAUACUCUAAGGUCUCCACCCGGUUUCAAGGCCACUUCCACAACCACCAGCAAGACAACUAGUAAUAAAACAACGUCUAAAUCGGACCAGAAAAAAAACCGGUCAGAGUUGGUUGUUCAAAAAGCCUGGCAAAUAGCGUUUCAACCGGCGAAAUCCAUUCCAAUGAACAUGAUUGUUUCCUACAUGUCCGGAACAUCGCUUCAAAUUAUCUCGAUUAUGACAGCGGUGAUGUUCGUGUCGAAUCCUAUCAAAAGCGUUGUGAACAUAAGAAGAGAGUUCAGGUCUGUGUCUGGGAAUCCAGAAGUACAAGCACAGAUCCGUUUGGCCAUGGUAAUGUACGUUUUGUUCCAAGUGGUGCUAAUGGCUAUCGGGGUUCAUAAACUCAAUUCAAUGGGUCUGAUCCCUAAUACCAAAAGCGACUGGCUCUUCUUGGAGCAGCCUACUAUAUACCAAAAACAAGCUUAUGUACUUUAA
Lachancea lanzarotensis is the source of this 552-nucleotide messenger RNA. It is a transcript of the gene EMC4, whose product is annotated as LALA0S06e08042g1_1. Bases 1 to 552 code for a protein of 183 amino acids. The record is from RefSeq and is a predicted model, not a curated record. Lineage: Eukaryota; Fungi; Ascomycota; Saccharomycetes; Saccharomycetales; Saccharomycetaceae. The transcript has a single exon. Gene Ontology annotation, cellular component: EMC complex. Gene Ontology annotation, biological process: protein folding in endoplasmic reticulum.